Molecule: messenger RNA, 961 nt
Organism: Drosophila pseudoobscura
Lineage: Eukaryota; Metazoa; Arthropoda; Insecta; Diptera; Drosophilidae
Exons: 1
Coding region: 333-869 (178 amino acids)
Source: RefSeq, a predicted model, not a curated record
UUAGAUCCUGGAACAACAGAUAUCCCUAUUGAUGUACGUUUUCUCGUACAUAUGCCCCACUAUCAUAAAGAUUAUUGUUAUUAUUAUUCAAACAUUAGUCACAGCUCGGCGGACAGAAUCUUUGGUAAUAUUCUAGUGCCGGCCCUGCAUUUUGGCCAUCAAUUACAGUUUACUGGCGUAACCGGCUGGGUUUUUUUGCGAAAUGCGGACUGAAAUGUGGCCAGAGACAUUCAGAGUGCUGCUAGGAGCCCUUUUGGUGUGGUUCUCUUGUUUGGAGCUGACAGUGGAGGCCAAGGUGCGUAUGAGUGAUGCGAAGAGAGAAAUGAUGAUUGAUGUUUGCCUUCGAGCAGAACGACUUUGAGCUGCAAGUCGAUAACUUCACCUGCAGCAGCCAGGACACGGACUACCGCAUUCUGAAGGAGUUCCGAUGCGGCCUGAACAAGAACGCCAAGCGUCGGAGCUGGUACAUGGAGUUCAAGCUCCAGGAAGUGACCAGCGAGCACGAGGUCUUCAUGACGAUCGUCCUGCCCCGCCGCAAACCCAUGACUGAGUUUGUCCUCCUCAACCUCACCACCGACGGCUGCCAGCUGCUCUCAAACCGCAACCAGGUGCCGCUCAUGCGCCUCGGCCGCAACAUCAUGGAGCGCUUUAGCAACUUCCCCAAGCAGUGCCCCUUCGAGGGCGAUGUCAUCUACUAUAUACGCGGCUUCCGCUUGGAUCUCAGCCUCCUGCCUGCCGUCGAGAUGGAAACCCCGGUCCACAUACAAUUCGGAUACCAGGCCAAGUUGCAGGGUGUACUAUGGCUUCAGGGCAACCUGGCAGCGCGUGUGCAACGGAUGAGCGAAAAGAAGCGCUCCAAGAAAUCAUAAAUGGCAACAUAUAAGGGGAAAAAACAUGUGUAUAUUAAAAACAUGAAGCUUAGUUAACCGCAACGUCUAACCCUUAAAAUCUAUAUGUAUAA